This is a messenger RNA of Camelina sativa (false flax), 977 nucleotides long. The record is from RefSeq and is a predicted model, not a curated record. Lineage: Eukaryota; Viridiplantae; Streptophyta; Magnoliopsida; Brassicales; Brassicaceae.
AAAUAGACGGAGAUAAGCUCAAAUAAGGUCUACGACAGUGUUCCAUCGGGCAUCGGUGGCGAGGGAUGGCUUCUUCGGGAACGAUCAGAUCUGACAUAUACGACAGAGAAGAACGCAAGCAGCAAUACCAAGCGCAUAUUCGUGGUUUGAAUGCUUACGAGCGGCAUAAGAAGUUUUUAAAAGACUACGUUCGAUUUUAUGGGACGGAUAAGCCAGCUGUGGUUAAGUUACCUGUUAAAACUGAUCAGGACACACUAAGAGAAGGAUACCGGUUUAUACGUUCUGAGGAAGAUGAUUUGAACCCUUCUUGGGAGCAAAGAUUGGUGAAAAAAUACUAUGAUAAGCUUUUUAAAGAAUACUGUAUAGCUGACAUGUCAAGAUACAAGACUGGUAAGAUGGGUUUAAGAUGGAGAACGGAAAAGGAAGUAAUGACUGGGAAAGGGCAGUUCAUGUGUGGGAGCAAACAUUGUGAUGAAAAGGAAGGGUUAGCAAGCUAUGAGGUGAAUUUUUCUUAUCAUGAAGCUGGAGAAGACAAACAAGCCCUUGUAAAACUCGUAGCUUGUGAGAGAUGUGCUGAUAAGCUUUAUUACAAAAAAAGAAAGGAGGGCGAAAGAUCAGAGAGUAAAGAAAAGAAAAAGCUGAAACGAAAACGGAAUCAAUCAUGCAGUGAAGAUGACACAGAUGAAGAGGAGAGGAGAAAAGGGAAAACGGGAAAGCGCAAGUCGGGAGGUGGUGAUAGAGAAGGCAAGGAUGAUGAAAACUUUGACGAAUACAUGGAGGGAAUGUUCCCAGGAAAGGGUGAUAAUUAGAGUUUCAAAAGGUGAACCUUCUGCAUCGUAGCAUACACUGAGUUUGAACCCCGAAAUGUAAAGACUUACAGAACCCCUUAUUUUACCUAAUGAAACUCAAUAUGAAUAUCGAGAUCUUGUCGUCAUAAUCUUUAGAACACAGACCAUAACAUGAAAUACUUUUAUUAU